UUUUGUGGUAAGCGACUAAAGAUGGCGGCAAAUUACGAUUUGGUUUUGCUGCACGGUCCCAAAUACUGUGGCAGAAACAUUCUUUGUCACAAGUUAUCAUCUCCGAAUCAUGAAAGGGUUUGCCCACAGGACUAUUUCAGAGACAAUACAGUUGGACUUCGUGAUGUCAUUCUUCAAGUCGUUAACUUAUUGAAAAAGAACAAGAAAGUUGUGGUGGAUGAUGAGAAUGCUACAGGCGUAACAAGAGACUCGUACGUCAGGAUGGUCCAUAGAAAGAUAUCUGCAAAAACAAUUGCCUCAGUGAAAGUGCUACCAGCCAAUGGCAGGACACAACUGCUGUGGUCACGCGAGUAUCAUCUGGCAGAAAAUUCAUGUAUUUCAUCACAAGAAAUGUCUAUACAAGACGGGGAAAUAAACAAAUGGUUUUCAGAGGAGAGCACAGAUCACAUCAAUUACUGCAGCAGUUCUGUUUCUGAUCCUUGUAAUGAUGAAGGUAUACAGGUAUUUGAGAGAACGAUACCAUUGACUGUCAUGUCCAAGUUUAAGUUUGAGGUACCCACACUCUGCUUGCAAUGGGAAGGAAUAAUAGGUGGCACUACUGAUGAUCCUCAUCUUCUCCCGGAGGUGGUGUCUAUCUGUCAAUACUGGUCAGAUGUAAACCCUGGCGGACAGAUAUUUGUUAUCUGUGACAACACUGUCAGUAUAUCAGGUACACCUGGACAGCAACAACAGGAAAAUACUAAACGGAAACAUAUAAUGCAGAGUCUUGUCAAAGAGUUUUGUGGCUGUCCGGUGUACAUGUUUUGUAUGGAGAGCCCCGUAGACUCUGGAGGAUUUACCAAGCCCCCUAACCCUGGGAUGCUGGCCUACCUCCAGCGAAGGCAUCACCUCAAUAUUCAUACAAAGGACAGUGUCUAUCUUUACCAGUCCCCGAUUCACAAGGUGAUGGCAGAGACUGCAGGGAUGCCUCAUCUCAAGAUGUCAAGGGCAGUGCAUCAGCCAUCUUUAGUUGCUUCGAGCCAUGUCUUCAGCAUUCCGAACAUCCCACCAUUUCUAAAAGAUAUGGACCUAUUACCUUCAGAGGAUGUGGAACAAAAACCACCAGAAAUUCCUGGAAUCAAUGAAAUAUCUUCAUUUCGAGACAAUGAAAUCAGCAUGCAUCUGGGCUAUGGUCGAAGAGAAUUCCUGUUUGCUAAAGAUGCAGAUACCAUAACAAAAUUCAACAACACAUAUUCAGAGAUGGCCUCUUUGUCCACUGAUCCUGUAAGCAAAUUCUCCAAGUCAGAUUCAACAAAAGAGCAAGAAGGUGAGGUUAAUAGUCAGAAAACACCUGCAAAGAAACCCCGCCUGUCUAGGUCAUUGUCAACGGACAGAGAACUGCCUCACUGGAUGAUGUCGGACCAAAAAAAUAAACGGACCUCUCAAUCCAAGUCCCCCAAACCCUCUACCAGUAGAACAGACAGCACAGAGUCGUCCAAUAGCAAGUACAAGAAGACGAUAUAUGUGAUGACUGAGACAGAGCUAGCAGAGGUGGCUGAGGACAUACUAAAACAGGCAGGCAGAGAAGAUCUUAUUCACAGCAUAAAAUUACAAAAACUCAGAGAGGAUACUAUAAAGAAACAUUCUGAUUCAACCACUGAAAAGCGGACAAAAGGAAAAUGUGCAAAAGUUAUACAGAGCUGUCUUAGUUCUGUUGAUAUUGAUAUGGAAGAGGAGGAGGAAUCAGAGACUUCUUUAGAUGAACCAGCAUCAAGGUGUGAUAUUGCACCAGUUGAUACCCCGGUGAAUAUGGAAGUGACCGAACCCACCUCCGACAUUGUCCCAGAAGAUGUAUUAUGUGGAGACAGCAAACGGACAUCAACAUCAAACACCUCUGUCCUUGAUGGCCUACUCAUAAGUGAAGAAGUCAGAAAAAGAAGUCCAAAGAAAUUGUUGAGGAGAAGUGAAGACACAUUUACUAAAGAUACCACACAUACUGGACAUGUUCAUGUUUGUGAGAGUAGUGAUUCGCAAAGCACAGACUUGUGUCAAAAGAAACAAAAUAAACAUUCAGCCAAACGACACGAUGCAUCUUCAAACAAAAACAAAUCUUUUAAGGAAAGUACACAUGGUCAUUAUACUGAAAUCUCUCAAAGAAAACUGCCUGAUUUAUCAAUACUGGAUGAAAUUUUUUCAUAAAGUCAUUUCAUGC
This is a messenger RNA of Mizuhopecten yessoensis (Yesso scallop), 2191 nucleotides long. RefSeq lists its product as uncharacterized. Lineage: Eukaryota; Metazoa; Mollusca; Bivalvia; Pectinida; Pectinidae. Bases 22 to 2178 code for a protein of 718 amino acids. The record is from RefSeq and is a predicted model, not a curated record. The transcript has 15 exons.